This is a messenger RNA of Gasterosteus aculeatus aculeatus (three-spined stickleback), 3773 nucleotides long. Its product is annotated as neuropeptide FF receptor 2. Gene Ontology annotation, biological process: G protein-coupled receptor signaling pathway; cellular response to hormone stimulus. The record is from RefSeq and is a predicted model, not a curated record. NCBI's taxonomy places the organism in Eukaryota, Metazoa, Chordata, Actinopteri, Perciformes, Gasterosteidae. Gene Ontology annotation, cellular component: plasma membrane. Gene Ontology annotation, molecular function: neuropeptide receptor activity; peptide binding.
ACUCGGCUGCGCCGACCCCUGCGUCAGUGCAUCACCUCCGUGGUGCCUCAGCUCCUCCCAGUCUCCUGUGAGCACCGGAGUCUGCAGACGGAGCACAUGCGCAGGGUCUCACGUGGGGAUGAGAGCGUGCAGCUUCGCGCUCUGAAUGCAUGGAGUUUGUGGACACGUCGUCCAGAAAGAAGAGAGGAAUACGACUCGGAUACGAGGAAUGUCCCCUAACCGGAAUAUGUUCCUCUGGACGUUUGGUAUUUAACCUAACGUGCAUGCACAGAAGAAGCGGAUCCGUCACACCUCCGCCUGCAUCUCUCACACCCAGACAUCCCCAUGACCCAGAACCUCAACGCCACCUGGGAGGGCUUGAGCCCUUCCAACUCCUCGCGGGCGCCGGAACCCCCCCCGACCCACCGCAACGUCACCUACGUGGCUUUCUACCUCCACGAGCCCGCGGUGGCUGCGGUCUUCACCGUCUCCUACCUGCUCAUCUUCCUGGUGUGCAUGGUGGGCAACGGCGUGGUGUGUUUCAUCGUGCUGCGCAGCAGGAACAUGCGCACCGUCACCAACCUGUUCAUCCUCAACCUGGCCAUCAGCGACCUGCUGGUCGGCAUCUUCUGCAUGCCCACCACUCUGGUGGACAACAUCAUCACAGGGUGGCCUUUCGGGAGCUUGGUGUGUAAGCUGAGCGGCACGGUUCAAGGGAUUUCCGUCUCUGCGUCCGUGUUCACUCUGGUGGCGAUAGCCGUCGACAGGUUCCGCUGCAUCGUCUACCCGUUCAAGCAGAAGCUGACCAUCGCCACCUCCAAGCUGAUCAUCGUCGUCAUAUGGGUCCUCGCCGGGUGCAUCAUGUGUCCCUCUGGCGUCAUGCUGCAGGUCACGAGGGAGCAGAGGGUGCGAAUAGUGACCGGCAGCGACACCCGCCCGUUCUACUGGUGCCGGGAGAACUGGCCCAAUCAGGAGAUGCGUAAAAUCUACACCACCGUCCUCUUUGCCAACAUCUACCUCGCUCCUCUCAGCCUCAUCGUCGUCAUGUACGCCCGGAUCGGCAUCACCCUCUGCAAGACCACGAUCCCUCAGGCGAGGGGCACCGGGAGCGUGUCCGAUGAGGGCGGGGGCACCAACAGACCCGGCGUGGAGGGUCGCCACACUAUAUCCAAGCGGAAGAAUCGGGUGAUAAUGAUGCUGCUGAUCGUGGCUCUGCUCUUCAUCUUGUCCUGGCUUCCUCUGUGGACGCUGAUGAUGCUGAGCGACUACGGCAGCCUGACGGAGCACCAGCACCGCGUCAUCAACAUCUACGUGUACCCCUUGGCUCACUGGCUGGCCUUCUUCAACAGCAGCGUCAACCCCAUCAUCUACGGGUUCUUCAACGAGAACUUUCGCCGAGGCUUUCAGGCCGCUUUCAAAUUCCAGCUGUGCUCCGAGGGCAUCAGGCUCCAGAGGCCCUACUCCAAUCGGAUCCGAGGGAACGCCGUGGUGCCGCUGCAGCCGGCCGCCCUCAGUAGACGGAGCUCAGGAGUCGGGUCGGUGGGGAACGGGAAGGGCUCGCGUCAGGAAGGAGGGAGCCUGUCCGCUAAAAGUCAUGUCAAAGAGCCGGAUCUGAUCGUAGAGGACCUGGAGAAGGUGUCCCAGAUUUAGACGGAAACUGCACGGACACGUUCCAAUGCUCGAAGGACGGUGAUAAUGACGAGGAGAUUCGACACUGCCGAGCGGCCGUCUGUGAAUCAGGGUCCGGCACGUUCGUCAUCGUGACUCCUUCUGAAGCUAUUGGUGAAUGUUUGGUGCUGUGUACAAAGCAAAUGACACGGUAAACAAGGGGAGUUCAUUUGGUUUAAAUCAGAGAGGAUUCAAUUUGAGGGCUUGUGUAUCUUCGUUCCAAACAGACUCACGCUUGUUGUUCAUUAAGUUUAUCACAGCAGUCAGUAUUAUUUCUUUAUGCCGCAAAGGCAAAGCUGGCUACCUGGCUAAAGAGUCGGAGACGCUACGUUGCUGUAAUUUAAUUUCAUUCAAUGUUCAAUGAAUGACAACGGCGAGAAGUACAUUGUGUUCCGCUGACUGUGUGCGCCGGCCCGGUUGGAGGUCGUGAAGCGCCAGCAGCAGGUGUCGUGAGAUCUGACGUGUUGCUAGGAUUGUUGCUUGGUUCUUCCCACACUGUAAAAGCCCCACACUGUGUGUUCCAACCCUAAUGAAAAGGAUGUUGUUUGCAGGUGAUGCAACGCCCGUGCCAUUCAAUGAAUAGCAAAGUGGCGCCCUUCGUUUCCUUUGUUCAGAGGAGCACCGCACGCGACUCCCACUCCGGAGAGAUUUCAAAGGUUUCAGCAAUCUUUCAGUGUUUUCUGGCGAUUCAGGAAACCGUGAAGAUGAAUGGCACAACUCUCGAGGCUCCUCCCGUCAAACAGCCGCACGUUGCCGCGCCUCGGGGACGAUCGCGCCCGACGGACGGCCGUGACAAAAGGAAGAGGAUCACAGGCUCAUCAUGAGAGGCCCCGUUACGCCCUCGUGUUCCCCGCUUCCUCCCGAGGCACAAUCCAAUUUUACCUCCAAAGAGACAGAGGCUGCGCUUAUCGGCACACCGGCCCCUCACGUGUUAGCGUUCAUUAGAAGGAAACUAGAGAAGAGGAAGUGGGCCGAGUGGAACCUCGCCGGAAAGCAAGAGCAGAUAAGAUGUGUACUUAGAUAUAUAGGAUGUUUAAAUCACCAUUAGAAAAGCCCCCAACCAACACUAGCAGGGCCCCAUAUGGUGCUUAGUGUACAUGUCAUAAAAUGCAUGUUGUUUUCUGGCUACUAGUGUUUGAGCCCCUUUUUUAAAAUGUUGUACAGCCAAGAGUGGUCAUCUUAAAUCUUUAAUAAUAGAUAUUAAUUAUGUUUGGAAAAUAUUUGAUUUUGCAGAAAUUGUUGUAUUACGACGUUAUCAGUACAUGAUGUGUUUUUGUGCUGAAAUCCUGUGGUGCCGCGCAGCAAGAAGAAGAAACUAGCAAACGAGAUUGUUUAAAAUGUAUAUUUGAUUGAGUUUCCACGUGUUUUAUGAAUUCUUUACCUCAAGGACACACAAAGUGUGCUUUGGUCAGAGACACUGGACAAAAAAACACACUUUAAGACAAUCCGCAAAUACAAAAUCAUACAAGAUUAAAAACAGGCAGCCAUUAAUUAAAAAAUCAGCAUAUUUAUAAUACGGCGUUUCAAAUCUUUGGUCUGGAAGGAUGAAACUGUUGACAAAAGAUCUUAGAGCGCUACAAGGGGGAUGAGGCCUUUUAGCGGAGAACUUUCAAAUCUAUUUCACACCACGCGACAACAAUAGAUGCUUCUCUUAAUAACUAAUAACUAACUGGGACCACCUCAUGUUAUUCUCAACAACUCCAUUUCUCCAAUAGGAGAUGGAAAGGAGAGUAGCUCAAUGCUGGAGGCGUCAUGUGUACGCAGUGUAAUCAAAACCGCAUCUAUGGUUUUUAGAUCAACACGAUUAUAUUGCCGCUGCUUUUAUUUUUGGUUCUUCUCCACUUUUUUCUAUCACCUCAAAAGGGAUCCAAGGAAAUAUAAAAUGUUCCAAAGAAGAAAAAAAAAGUGCAUGAAUGCAAACAAAUGUGUGAACCGCUGUGUCUUUGUACACGUGAAUAUACGUCUGUGAUGGUAUAUUUAAACCCCCCUUUAUGGCUUAUUACAUGCUGUGAUAUUUGUAAUUGAAAAGAAUAUGGUCAAUCACAUCGUGCUGCCAAUGCUGCUUGUUGCAAAAAGGAAACAUCUGUCAGUUUGCUGUAAUGAAAAAUAAAAAGGAGCAGUUCCAA